UCUGUCUGCAGUCCCUGUCCCCUCAGUGCCCUGCCCACUGACCACGCUGUGUUUUUUCCCCAGGUCCACGCCUGGGAGAUCUCGGACCAGCUGCUGCAGAUCCACCAGGAUGUGGAGACCUGCUACUUUGCAGCACAGACCAUGAAGAUGAAGAUCCAAACUUCRUUCUAUGAACUCCCCACGGAUUCCCACGCCUCACUCCGGGACUCUCUGCUGUCCCACAUCCAGAACUUGAAGGACCUGUCCCCGGUCAUUGUCACACAGCUGGCUUUGGCAAUAGCUGACCUUGCCCUGCAGAUGGCUUCGUGGAAGGGCUGUGUGCAGACCCUGGUGGAGAAGUACAGCAAUGACGUGACAUCGUUGCCCUUCCUGCUGGAGAUCCUGACGGUGCUGCCGGAGGAGGUGCACAGCCGCUCGCUGCGCAUCGGCGCCAACCGCCGCACCGAGAUCAUCGAGGACCUGGCCUACUACUCCAGCACCGUGGUCUCACUGCUGGUGACGUGCGUGGAGAAGGCGGGCAAUGAGGAGAAGAUGCUCAUCAAAAUCUUCCGGUGCCUGGGCAGCUGGUUCAACCUGGGKGUCCUGGACAGCACCUUCAUGGCCAACAGCAAGCUGCUGUCCCUGCUCUUCGAGGUGCUGCAACAGGACAAGACAUCGUCCAACCUGCACGAGGCUGCAUCAGACUGCGUGUGCUCAGCCCUCUACGCCAUCGAGAACGUGGAGACCAACCUGCCCCUGGCCCUGCAGCUCUUCCAGGGCGUGCUCACCCUCGAGAGUGCCUAUCACAUGGCUGUGGCACGGGAGGACCUGGACAAGGUGCUCAAUUACUGCCGUGUGUUCACGGAGCUGUGYGAGACCUUCCUGGACAAGAUCGUGUGCACCCCGGGCCAGGGCCUGGGCGACCUGCGCACGCUGGAGCUGCUGCUCAUCUGUGCAGGGCACCCGCAGUACGAGGUGGUGGAAAUUUCCUUUAACUUCUGGUACAGACUGGGGGAGCACCUGUACAAGACAGACGAUGCUGUGAUCCACAGCAUCUUCAAAGCCUACAUCCAACGGCUGCUGCACGCCCUGGCCCGGCACUGCCAGCUCGACUCUGACCACGAGGGUGUCCCAGAGGAGACCGAUGACUUUGGGGAGUUCCGGAUGCGUGUCUCGGACCUGGUGAAAGACCUCAUCUUCCUGGUGGGCUCAGUGGAGUGCUUUGCUCAGCUCUACGCCACGCUCAAGGACGGGAACCCCCCCUGGGAGGUGACAGAAGCUGUGCUCUUCAUCAUGGCCUCCAUCGCCAAGAGCGUUGACCAGGAGAACAACCCGACGCUGGUGGAGGUGCUGGAGGGCGUGGUGMGGCUGCCCGAGUCGGUGCACACGGCCGUGCGCUACACCAGCAUCGAGCUGGUGGGCGAGAUGAGCGAGGUGGUGGACAGGAACCCGCAGUUCCUGGAUCCCGUGCUGGGCUACCUGAUGAAGGGGCUGUGUGACCGGCGCCUGGCGUCAGCCGCCGCCAAGGCCAUCCACAACAUCUGCUCCGUGUGCCGGGACCACAUGGCCCAGCACUUCUCGGGGCUGCUGGAGAUCGCCCGCGCCCUGGACUCCUUCGCGCUGUCACCCGAGGCUGCCGUGGGGCUGCUCAAGG
This is a messenger RNA of Malurus melanocephalus (red-backed fairy wren), 1633 nucleotides long. RefSeq names its product transportin 3 (gene TNPO3). The record is from RefSeq and is a predicted model, not a curated record. Gene Ontology annotation, biological process: protein import into nucleus. Lineage: Eukaryota; Metazoa; Chordata; Aves; Passeriformes; Maluridae. The transcript has 11 exons. Gene Ontology annotation, cellular component: nuclear membrane; cytoplasm. The annotation marks the transcript as partial.